AUGCUAUCCAAUGACAUCAUAUUGUAUAAUGCUGCGUGCAACAAGAUUAAUCUGGUAUUGUAUGAAAGUUGCUUCCCUUUUGUUUCCAGACUGCUGCUUGACACAGGCUAUGCAGCAGACGAGGACUUCAACAGAAUUUUUGGAGGAGAGCGAAAGGUUCCUCCAGCUGCUAAGAAAGUUGUUGAAGAUCUUCCAACUAAACUCAUAGGACCAACACAAGCAGCUCAAUGUAUCAAGUGUUCUGUGUGUCUUGCGGAAUUUGAUGAAGAGGACGAAACAAAGACAAUGCCAUGCCAACACCAAUUCCACUCAAAAUGCAUUGUACCUUGGCUGCAGCGAGUUAAUUCCUGCCCUGUGUGUCGACAUGAACUGCCGACAGAUGACCCCGAUUACGAGGAAUACAGGAAGCACAAGGCUCGAGCCAAACAACGUGAAUAUGAGCUGGAAUCUUUACACAACUCCAUGUUUGGAUGAUGCAACAUCUAAAUACUGUGAUUAAUCAAGAAUAGUAGCAUGAAGAGGAUCUAUCAAUGUGGAAUGGGAAAUACUUUGCUGGAAUUAAUUUGUUGGAAGAAUAUUAACAAUUCCGUUUGGGUUGGAUCUGCACAUAUUCCCAUAACACUCACCAUUUUCAUGCAGAAGGGGCUUCAUCACUGUAUUUCCCCAUUAUCACACCAUCUUCGUGUAAUAAAACUUUUGCCAUU
Haliotis rubra (blacklip abalone) is the source of this 704-nucleotide messenger RNA. Its product is annotated as E3 ubiquitin-protein ligase RNF181-like. Gene Ontology annotation, biological process: protein ubiquitination. Gene Ontology annotation, cellular component: cytoplasm. The transcript has 6 exons. Lineage: Eukaryota; Metazoa; Mollusca; Gastropoda; Lepetellida; Haliotidae. Gene Ontology annotation, molecular function: ubiquitin protein ligase activity. The coding region runs from base 1 to 474 and encodes 157 amino acids. The record is from RefSeq and is a predicted model, not a curated record.